Mesitornis unicolor (brown roatelo) is the source of this 872-nucleotide messenger RNA. It is a transcript of the gene GCLM, whose product is annotated as glutamate-cysteine ligase, modifier subunit. Gene Ontology annotation, biological process: glutathione biosynthetic process. Gene Ontology annotation, cellular component: glutamate-cysteine ligase complex. The annotation marks the transcript as partial. NCBI's taxonomy places the organism in Eukaryota, Metazoa, Chordata, Aves, Mesitornithiformes, Mesitornithidae. The transcript has 6 exons. The record is from RefSeq and is a predicted model, not a curated record. Gene Ontology annotation, molecular function: glutamate-cysteine ligase catalytic subunit binding; enzyme regulator activity.
GUGCGGGACUGCAUUCAGAAAACGCUGACUGAAUGGAGCUCAAAGAUUGGACAAGGUGUAAAUCAGGAAAUAGUGGACGUUCUGGAAUGUACUGUAGCUCAAGCAAUAGAAAAAAUAAAUCUUGAAGAAAGGGAUGAAUUGAAAGUAUCAGCAAAACUUUUCAUCGUUGGAUCAAACUCUUCGUCGAUCAGAGAUGCAGUUGACAUGGCGUGUUGUGCCCUCGGAGUUGCACAGUUAGACUCGGUCAUUAUUGCCCCACCUCCUGUUGAAGAUGGAACUAGCCUCUCCUUGGAGUAUUUGCAGCCUUAUUGGCAAGAACUUGAAAAUCUCGUUCAAAACAAAAAGAUUGUUGCCAUAGGUACCUCUGACCUCGAUAAAACACUGUUGGAGCAGCUGUAUCUAUGGGCACAGGUGAAACCAAGUAGUAAUCAGGUGAACCUGGCUUCCUGUUGUGUGAUGCCACCUGAUCUCACAGCAUUUGCCAAACAGUUCGACAUACAGCUGUUAACUCACAAUGACCCAAAAGAACUACUUUGUGAAGCAAGUUUCCAAGAAGUUCUCCGGGAAAGCAUCCAGAACACGAAAGCACACGAGUGGAUUCCUCUGUGGCUUCUCCGGUAUUCAGUCAUUGUUAAAAGCAGAGGAAUUAUCAAGUCUAAAGGCUAUAUCAUGCAAGCUAAGAGAAAUGCCUCCUAAAACGCUUUCUUUUUCUCUUUUUUUUUAAUGGCUUACUGUUAUAAUUUCUUGGGGAUGGAGGGGAACAUUGCUUUUUUCAUAGAAACAUUUUUGCAGCAUUUGUAACAAAGACUAAAAGUUGUAAUUACUCAUUGUGGUGUCAGCAGGAUCAUCUGCAGUGUUCUAACACUAUUUUU